Messenger RNA from Octodon degus (degu), 567 nucleotides. Its product is annotated as protein PBDC1-like. Gene Ontology annotation, cellular component: cytoplasm. The record is from RefSeq and is a predicted model, not a curated record. NCBI's taxonomy places the organism in Eukaryota, Metazoa, Chordata, Mammalia, Rodentia, Octodontidae. The transcript is spliced from 2 exons.
AGCAGCAACAUGGAGGAAUCCUGUGGCAUAGAUGAGCCGGUUUCCAGGGAGGCGGCGUCUGUGGCAAAUGCUCUCUCUCUCCCAGCGGAGUCUUAUGGCAACGAUCCAGAUAUUGAGAUGGCCUGGGCUAUGAGAGCAAUGCAGCAUGCUGAAGUGAACGAUAAGCUGAUUUCAUCAGUUGACCGACAGUUCCUGAAACUCACAAAAGUGGAUGAUCAGAUCUACUCUGAAUUUCGGGAGCAUUUUGAGAAACUCAAAGUAGAUGUGUUGGACCCAGAAGAACUCAAAUCAGAAUCAGCUAAAGAGAAGUGGAGGCCAUUCUGCCUCAAGUUUGGCGAUAUUGUAGAAGACUACAACUACGGUACUUUGCUGUGACUGGAUUGUUCUCAGGGCUACACAGAGGAAAAUACAGUCUUUGCCCCCAGGAUACAGUUUUUUGCCAUUGAAAUUGCUCGGAAUCGAGAAGGCUAUAACAAAGCAGUUUAUAUCACCAUUCGUGACAAAGAAGGCAUGAAGGGAGCCAGUGGAGGAGAGCACGGAAGAAAGGAAGAAGCUGAUGGUCAGUAA